Antrostomus carolinensis (chuck-will's-widow) is the source of this 1138-nucleotide messenger RNA. RefSeq names its product CDC42 small effector 2 (gene CDC42SE2). Bases 1 to 255 code for a protein of 84 amino acids. NCBI's taxonomy places the organism in Eukaryota, Metazoa, Chordata, Aves, Caprimulgiformes, Caprimulgidae. The transcript is spliced from 4 exons. Gene Ontology annotation, cellular component: plasma membrane. Gene Ontology annotation, molecular function: small GTPase binding. The record is from RefSeq and is a predicted model, not a curated record. Gene Ontology annotation, biological process: regulation of Rho protein signal transduction.
AUGAGUGAGUUUUGGUUGUGUUUCAACUGCUGUAUUGCGGAACAGCCUCAGCCUAAAAGACGACGGCGGAUUGACCGAAGCAUGAUUGGGGAGCCGACAAACUUUGUUCACACAGCUCAUGUAGGAUCAGGAGACCUAUUCAGUGGAAUGAAUUCGGUCAGCUCAAUUCAGAACCAAAUGCAGUCCAAGGGAGGCUAUGGAGGGGGCAUGUCUGCAAAUGUUCAGAUGCAGCUUGUAGAUACAAAGGCAGGAUAACCUUGGGGAAACCUUUCCAGCUUAUGCAAGUUCCUGUAUCUCUUUUCCCAUGUCCCCCCUUUUGCCUUUGUGACUGCUUUCUGUGCUCAUGACAAGAGAAGUGAUGGAUCGUUGUUCACCCUUUGUGAUUACUCCAGUGAAAAGUUGCUGUUCUGCUCUGAUGAUGCCAUUUAUCAGAUUGGUCUGACCGUGCCUUUCAGUGGCAUGCACAUAUUGACCUCUACCAGUAUCAUGGACAUAGAGCUGUUUAGGAUUGUUUUUAGCUUUUUGUUUCUUUUCAGGCAAAUUAAAGCACCAACCUUAGUUUCCCUCAUCCCUCACAAAUACUAAUGUGCAACAUACUGUUGCUUUUUAGUCUUUACAUUUUUUCUUCACUCAAGUAAUUUAGAAAUGAGUCAGUUUCCAUUAAUAUCUUCAGUCAUCUGGUGUUCAUACCCAUUUUUGAAAGGUCUGGGACCUGCAAGCACAAAUGAUUAUUUCAUAUGAAAAUCAGCAGAGUAGAUGACCGCAUGUUUUGUGAGGUUGCUUUGUAUGGUGGUCUGCUUGGUGCUAGAGGAAAAAAAACAAAAUUGCUUACUGCAGACUGGUGACAAAUUUUGCUGUUGCACCAAGUUAUGCCUGUUUCUGAAAAAGGACUUGUAACUUAGCUGCUUCAGAGUUAUGUCUUUAUUUUAGUUUUUAUCCGACUGGUCUUGAAAUAAAGAAAGAGCUUGCAUUCAUGAGGCAUUUGUUGUAAAUGUUCAGUAUAUUUAUUUUGAAAGAGCUGACUUUGAGACUGUAAACCAGUGUAGUACUGUAUCUAGGUGUUGUGGAAGCGCUUUAGUCUAUUUAAAGAAGAAAAGCAUCAUGUUUGGCUGCUUCUUUUUCAUUCUACAGUUUUUCU